Molecule: messenger RNA, 421 nt
Organism: Nicotiana tabacum (common tobacco)
Lineage: Eukaryota; Viridiplantae; Streptophyta; Magnoliopsida; Solanales; Solanaceae
Source: RefSeq, a predicted model, not a curated record
CUUCCUUAAUCCUUACACAGACAAGAAGAGAAUUCGAGACCUCUUAUCCUUUUGCUAGGCAAACAGAUACAGCUUAGCCAUGGAGGGUAUGGUUCAAAGUUCAGUGCCUCAAUAUUCGAAGCCAUUCCACAGCUUAACCAGAAGAAACCCAACAGUGGUAACAUCAGUUCGAAUAACAGCAAUACAUAGCGGGAGAAGACUGAGAAUUCCACAACAGAGCAGCAGCUCUCACUCAUUUCUGCCUUCCAUUUCUUCUCCAAAGGUUGAAGGUGGAACAGUUUCUUUUGCAACGCCUGAGGUGGGAGUUAGCAAUACUGAAACGCGUGAAUGGGCCAUGCAAGGUAAAGCUGUACUAUUUACCAUGAUGCUAAAUUGUUGUCUUCCGUGUCUCGAAGAAAUAGUAUAAUGAAUUGUUGAGUUU